Messenger RNA from Mucor mucedo, 795 nucleotides. RefSeq lists its product as uncharacterized. The coding region runs from base 1 to 795 and encodes 264 amino acids. NCBI's taxonomy places the organism in Eukaryota, Fungi, Mucoromycota, Mucoromycetes, Mucorales, Mucoraceae. The record is from RefSeq and is a predicted model, not a curated record. The transcript has 4 exons.
AUGGACAUAGUGAUAUGCCUCUUGUCAAGUCCAACUGUAAUCAAACUUGUGACAAAAACCGUAUUAGAUGGAAGGAAUGAUAAAUACAUAUGCAUUGCCGUCGAUAAAGGGAAUAAGAAAUCCCUUUCUUCUCUCUAUUUACUACAAACGCCGAUCACAAGUGAGCUUCCUGCGAUUGUUUUAGAAGUCCAAAACAAUAUUGAAAUAACAUCAAUUGAAAACUGCUUACAAGUAGCAGAAAAAGAUGACUUCAUUCUUUUAUGUACUGAUCAAAUUUCACCAUCAAUUAAAAUUAAACUUCUAGCCAUAGUUAAUAAUCCCUAUUGGUGGCAGCCACACAGUGCUUUUAAGCCAAGAAAUGUAUAUUUUUUCCGAAGGUUGCGAUUAAUAAUGACUAUGAUGUUGAUCAGAGCCUUGAUCCACUUGCGGCACUUAAAUUAUAUAUUUCUAGCAAUUGAAGCUCAAGGAUGUAACGAAUUCAACUAUUCAACUCUUACAGACUGUGACAGAGAAAUGAAGCCUGUUGCUACGCCUGAAGUCAGUGCACAAACAGAUGUAAUUAAAAAAGACACUGGCUCGGAAAAGGAUGUCGCUGGUUCUUAUACACCCUUACAAUUGAAAGUACCAGAAGUAAGUACAAUAGAAAUCGAAGAGGAAUCAGCUGUUGAAGCAAAUAUGGUGGAAGCGGAAUCGGGAGUUGUAACUGGAGUUAAGCUUACACACGAGAAAGAUGAGGGUGUUUCUCCACCCAAGUACAGAAGGAGUCAAAGGCUCAUGGAUAAGAAAAAAGUUUAA